Bacillus rossius redtenbacheri is the source of this 2138-nucleotide messenger RNA. It is a transcript of the gene CCT3, whose product is annotated as T-complex protein 1 subunit gamma. The coding region runs from base 101 to 1750 and encodes 549 amino acids. Gene Ontology annotation, cellular component: chaperonin-containing T-complex. Lineage: Eukaryota; Metazoa; Arthropoda; Insecta; Phasmatodea; Bacillidae. The transcript is spliced from 11 exons. Gene Ontology annotation, molecular function: ATP-dependent protein folding chaperone; ATP hydrolysis activity; ATP binding. The record is from RefSeq and is a predicted model, not a curated record. Gene Ontology annotation, biological process: protein folding.
GAGUCACGUUAAUACAUAUAAUAUCUUUGCUGUAUGCACAUGUACGGUUCUCAAAUUUUGAAGAAGUAAUCGAAAGAAUAAGAAUUGAAUAAAUCUAAAAAUGUAUGGUGGCGGUGCAGCUCCGAUAUUGGUAUUAAGCCAAAACACCAAAAGAGAGUCGGGAAGGAAAGUGCAGUUGGAGAAUAUUUCUGCCGGCAAGGCUAUUGCAGAUGUGAUCAGAACAUGCCUGGGGCCUCAAGCCAUGCUCAAGAUGUUGAUGGACCCGAUGGGUGGCAUCGUGAUGACAAACGAUGGCAACGCUAUCCUUCGUGAGAUAACAGUGCAACACCCUGCUGGCAAGUCCAUGAUCGAGAUUGCUCGCACUCAAGAUGAAGAGGUGGGGGAUGGCACCACGUCCGUGAUCGUGUUGGCGGGGGAGAUGCUGGCCGUGGCAGAGCAGUUCCUUGAGCAGCAGAUACACCCCACGGUGAUAAUCAGGGCGUACCGGCAGGCCCUGGAGGACGCCGUGGUGUUCCUGCAGAACAGGAUGGGCGUGGUCCUGGACGUGAAUGACCGCGGCAAGCUGCUGGGCGUGAUCAAGUCGUGCGUGGGGACUAAGUUCAUCGGGCGCUGGGCCGACCUGGCAGCCUCCAUCGCCCUCGACGCUGCCCAGACGGUGCUGGUGGACGAGGGCGGGCGGCGCGAGAUAGACAUCAAGCGCUACGCCAAGGUCGAGAAGGUCCCGGGGGCCACCAUCGAGGAGUCUGCGGUCCUCAAGGGCGUCAUGGUCAACAAGGAUGUGACGCACCCCAAGAUGAGGCGGCGCAUAGAGAACCCCCGCAUUGUGCUUCUGGACUGCACCUUAGAGUACAAGAAGGGGGAGAGCCAGACGAAUAUUGAAAUCAUGAAAGACACUGACUUCACCCGCAUUCUGGAGCUUGAGGAAGAGCAGAUGCAUAAGAUCUGUGAGGAGAUCAUUGCUGUCAAGCCAGAUGUGGUUUUCACUGAGAAGGGUAUUUCUGACCUCGCUCAGCACUACUUAUUGAAGGCUGGAAUUUCUGCAGUGCGUCGGGUGCGCAAGUCCGACAACAAUCGUAUUGCAAGAGCUUGUGGGGCUACGGUGGUAAACCGCACGGACGAGCUUAGAGAAGAAGACGUGGGUACAAAGGCUGGUCUGUUCGAGAUAAAGAAGCUGGGCGAUGAGUACUUCUGCUUCGUGACGGAGUGCAAGGACCCGAAGGCGUGCACCAUCCUGCUGAGGGGAGCCAGCAAGGACGUGCUGAACGAGACGGAGCGCAACCUGCAGGACGCCCUUCACGUGGCCAGGAACAUCAUGCUGGAGCCCAAGCUCGUUCCCGGCGGCGGGGCCGUGGAGAUGGCCACGGCUCAGUUCCUGACAGAGAAGGGCAAGAGUGUGAAGGGAGUCUCUCAGUGGCCUUAUCGAGCCGUCGCCCAAGCUCUCGAGAUCAUUCCUCGCACGCUCAUCCAGAAUUGUGGGGGCAACACCAUUCGCACUUUGACUGCUCUCAGAGCUAAGCAUGCGACAGGUGGUUUGACGUGGGGCAUCAAUGGCGAGACUGGUGAGCUGGCAGACAUGAAAGAUUUGGGUGUAUGGGAACCUCUUUCGGUCAAGUUGCAAACAUACAAGACAGCAGUUGAGACUGCCAUAUUGCUUCUCAGAAUCGAUGACAUUGUUUCUGGUUCGAAAAAGAAGGAUCGUGAUGGGGAGACAAAGUCAGCAGCUCCAACCGAAGAAUCGGUGAAGGAAUAAUCUAACUUAAUCUAUUGUGCUAGAAAAAGUGCCGCAACUGUGCUUUGGCUGAACUUCACAAGGACUUAAUUAAAAAAUUUUAUUAAUGCACAUUAAUCUUGAUAUAUUCCUAAUUAAAAUAUCUUUUUCAGGUGAAUGCAUUUAAUUAGAAAGAUACCAAACCCCAAAAGGGGAUAACAGUUGAUCUGCAUCUUAACAAUAACAUGCCCACCUAAAAAUUUUUGUUAUUGUAAGCUGUUAAUAUUUUUUUUCUAAUUAUAGAAUGCUGUUGUUGUAUUGCUAACUACGGAUCUAAUGACUGCAUACGUUGUGUUCAUAAUGUAGAAACUAUGUUGCCUUGUAAUAAUAUUGUAUACAUUCAUAUAAUAAAUAAUACUGAUUUAUAUGA